This is a messenger RNA of Acanthosepion pharaonis, 957 nucleotides long. Lineage: Eukaryota; Metazoa; Mollusca; Cephalopoda; Sepiida; Sepiidae. The record is from the annotation of a GenBank genome assembly.
AUGCAUACUCCUGACCUCUUUAAUGUCAAUCCUGGUGGCCCAAUCAAUGUGAAUUUUACUUAUUUUGGCAAACCCUUUUUCUUUCUAUCUCUCUGUUCCUUCCUUUCUUUCUAUUUACCUUUCUCACGCUGUUUCCUUAUUUCUCUUUACCUUUCUCUAUCUGUUCCUUUCUUUCUCUUUGCCUUUUUCUUUGUUUCUUUUCCCUUUUUUCCCUUUGCCUUUCUCUCUCUGUUUCCUGCUUUCUUUUUACUUUUCUCCCUCUCCCUUUUUGUUUUCUUCAUUCUCUUUGUUUUUCUCAUUUUUUAUCUGUUUCACACUUUCUCUUUCUUUUUCUCUUUCUUUGUUUUCUUCUUUCUUUGCCUUUCUCCUCUCUUUCUUUCUUUCUUUCUUUCUUUUUCUUUCUUUUCUCCCUAUUUCCUUCUUUCUCUUUGCCUUUCUCUCUCCUUUUCUCUGUUUCCUUCUUUCACUUUCUUUUCCUCACUCUCUGAUCCUUCUCCCUAUUUGUAUUUCUCUCUCUAUCCUUAUUUCCUUCUUUCUCUUUGCCUUUCUCUCUUUGUUCUCUUCUUUCUCAUUAUCUUUCUCUCUCUGUUUCUUUCUCUUUGCCGCUUUCUUUUUUCUUUUUCUCUCUCUAUUUUCUAUUUCUCUUUGCCUACUCUCUGUCUCUCUCUUUCUCUUAUUUUGCUUGUUAUUCCUACUGCUUUCAUGUUUUCUUCUUUGAUUUUUCUCUCACCCUCUCUCUUUUUCCUAAGUUUCUUCCUCUCUCUCUCUCUCUCUCUCUCUCUCUCUCUCUCUCUCUCAGAUUUCUUUCUUUUUGGAUUGUCUUUGCCUUUUUCCUUUAUAUCUCUUCCUUUUUCUACCAUUCUCUCUUCUUUCUUUCUUUCUUUCUUUCUUUUCUUUCUUAACCUCUUCUUUUUUUUUUUACUUCUUUUUGUUGGCCAGACUUGCUUGUUUCCUUAG